AUGGCACACGCUCCGUCUGCCACAUCUGCCGCUGUCAAGAAGGCAAUGCGACUAACGACAGCGCCAAUUGGAGCCGCCAAAUUAUUGUCAAGAUCUGUUCUACUCGACGCCGCCAGAGCGCGUCAGACUCAACCCGGAUCUCGCCUCUACUUGACCAGUGUCUCCAAUACAUCUGCCUCAACACCACAAGUUUCGAACAAUCGCGCAAUUCUCUUCCCAGGCCAAGGUUCACAAUACGUCGGAAUGGGCCGGGAUCUCUACGAAACCUACCCCAUCGCACGCCAAACCAUUGACGAGGCCGACGCCAUCCUCUCCUCCAUGCCGCCGUCCUUACCAUCACCAUCACCUCAAGAAGAAGGAUACCUGAAAAGAGUCAUGUUUGAAGGACCACAGGAAGAACUUACAAGGACCGAGAACGCCCAACCCGCCAUUUUGACUACUUCUAUCGCGUUGUUGAGGGUUUUGGAGACUGAGCACGGGUUGGAUUUGAAGGAGCAUUGUCGGUUUGCGUUGGGUCAUUCGCUGGGAGAGUACUCGGCUUUGGUCGCGACGCGUGCGUUGAGUCUUGCUGAUGCUGUUCGAUUGGUGAGAAUACGCGGAGAUGCAAUGACGGUGGCAGUGACGGACAAAAAGGGAAUGACGGCCAUGUCGGCACUCGUCGUACGUGCCUCUAAACUCGACGACCUCGUGAAGGCCAUGCACGACAUCCAAACCGAGCUUUCAUCAACGGGAGAAAUUGCCGAAAUCGCCAACAUCAACAGCGUCGUUAUCAGCGGAACGGUCAAGGGUGUCGACCAUGCUUCAAAGACCCUCCAGUUCCGAAAGAUUGCCGCCAGAGCUGUCGACCUGCCCGUCUCUCUGAUGGAACCAGCUGCGAGAGUCAUGAAAGAUGCCCUGGCAGAUAUCUCUUUCAAACAACCCAUCAUCCCCAUCGUUUCCAACGUCCAAGCCCAGCCCAUCGAGUCAAGCUACGACAUCCCAAGCCUACUGGUCCAACAGGUGACAGAAACAGUCCAAUGGCGCCAGAGUCUCGUCAACCUCCACAGCCAGCAGCAAUACAACAUCUCCGACUAUAUUUGUAUCGGCCCCGGAAAAGUCAUUUGCAAUCUCUUGCGCAAAGAGUAUCCCCUUGACACCAUCAGGUCUGUGUCGACAGUCGAGGACAUUCUGCAAUGGAAACUCUAA
Linnemannia hyalina is the source of this 1185-nucleotide messenger RNA. The record is from the annotation of a GenBank genome assembly. Lineage: Eukaryota; Fungi; Mortierellomycota; Mortierellomycetes; Mortierellales; Mortierellaceae.